GUUAAGAUCGUGUUUACGAUGACCUCAUACGCAUUAUGACCCAAGAGGACUAUAAAAUUGUGAAAGCCUUUAUGAAGGAUGACUUUUUCAAAUCCGAGCCCUUGUGGCAAGCCGAUGGCGAAACCAGCGAUUACCCCCAAAAUGCCAAAUAUCACCUCUCGAUGAUCGCUCAGGGCACCUGUUUGGUGGCUCUGGACGAGAGCAACGGUGGACGACUUGUGGGAUUUGUCCUGGCCGGAGCCCAAUAUCUUGAGGACAUAGAAAAGCAUCGCAUGGAGGCGGAUGUCAUGGAGAAGAACGUUUUGGGAUCUCGAAAGCGCUCUACUCCCACGUUACUAGUGUGGAUACUUCGAUGAGGGGCAAAGGACUCGGGUCCCGACUCGCCGCCACU
Messenger RNA from Drosophila rhopaloa, 391 nucleotides. RefSeq lists its product as uncharacterized. The record is from RefSeq and is a predicted model, not a curated record. Bases 36 to 356 code for a protein of 106 amino acids. NCBI's taxonomy places the organism in Eukaryota, Metazoa, Arthropoda, Insecta, Diptera, Drosophilidae. The transcript has a single exon.